ACUUACUCUGCCAGACUGCCAUUUGACUUGGGCACCCUUAUAAAAUUGAUGAAAUUUAAAUUACAGGGAAAAAGCACCUCCAGAAAUAUGCAUCGCUCUCUGUCUCUCUCUCUCCUCUUGCUAAACCAAUGCUCUCCCCCUCUCUCUUCUUUUGCUAACCAUUUCUCUCACUCCUGUGAACAUUCGCUUUAUCAUUCAUUCAUUCGUUCUGCUCUCUCAACACAGAGAAAAGGAGUUCUCCAGCCGGCACUUCCCUCCCAUUACAAUCUCCGUCUUUCUACUAAUUUCUUUCAUUACUCUUCCUUUCCAAUCUCGCUUUGUGUGUAUCUGCGUGUGAGAUAGAGAAAGAGGAGAAGAAGAAGAAGAAGAUAAAGGAGGGGACGGCCUCGUCUUUCCUGUUUGCUGUCGCUAGUCUUUCUCUGGGGCCAUGCUCCCGCGAAGGUGGCCGACUGACACCACGACGCCAUCGGGCCGCCGUUUUGCUCGCGUCGCGGCGUUGCUGCUGGUUUUGGUGCUACUGAUAGUGGCGGUAGUGGUAGUUUCCAGUGCCGCCACCACCGCCAGGAGGCCUUCCGGUCUUGCAUUAAUGGCGACCGACCAGAAUCAGAUUGAUACAGAGACACAGAAGCAGGCUGGGUUCUGGUCCAGGACGUGGUGGCGGUGUUCCGGCAGCAGAAGGCGGGAACUGAUCGGAUCUGCACCGCCCACAUGCCGGUACAAGUGCGGCCGGUGUUCGCCUUGCAGGGCUGUCCAUGUUCCGAUCCAGCCCGGCUGGAGCAGGCCGAUGGAGUACUACCCGGAGGCCUGGAGGUGCCAAUGUGGGAACAAGCUGUUCAUGCCUUAGCAAACACGCUACGGCCCACUUCACUCACGGAAAUGACCUUCAUGUCCUUCAGCACUGUCCACAACUUCUCAGAUGCCACUGUUUGUCCAAGAAAAUGGAUCCCAUGGUGUUGCAAGAUUAACUGGUUAAUGAAGCUGGGUUUAACUUCGGGGGUAAAUUAGGCUUGUGCCAGAAAAAAUUGAAGGGGCAUGAAGGAAAUACUGGCGGAAGGCGAGGGGGAAAGAUAAGCCCUUCGGUGGGGUCAUUGUCAAAGUUGGGCACGUGAGAACGUACCUUUGGAGCGCACAGCUUUUUUUAGAAGCAGAGUGUCCCAUAUCUGGAUGCCUUUGUCUUGUUUGCACCUCUCUCUCUCUCUCUCUCAAGAACCUUAUAUGUUUCAUUUUUUCAAAUUUGGGGAUUCCCUUGUUGCAGUAAAAAUCUUUUGAUGGAAGAUGUCAAAAUUUGGUGGGUGUAAUAUUA
Nymphaea colorata (pocket water lily) is the source of this 1303-nucleotide messenger RNA. Its product is annotated as EPIDERMAL PATTERNING FACTOR-like protein 5. Gene Ontology annotation, biological process: guard cell differentiation; stomatal complex development. The record is from RefSeq and is a predicted model, not a curated record. The transcript is spliced from 3 exons. NCBI's taxonomy places the organism in Eukaryota, Viridiplantae, Streptophyta, Magnoliopsida, Nymphaeales, Nymphaeaceae. Bases 428 to 844 code for a protein of 138 amino acids.